Messenger RNA from Bactrocera neohumeralis, 4199 nucleotides. RefSeq names its product nuclear valosin-containing protein-like (gene smid). Gene Ontology annotation, cellular component: nucleus. The transcript has 11 exons. The record is from RefSeq and is a predicted model, not a curated record. Lineage: Eukaryota; Metazoa; Arthropoda; Insecta; Diptera; Tephritidae. Gene Ontology annotation, molecular function: ATP hydrolysis activity; ATP binding; preribosome binding. The coding region runs from base 92 to 3169 and encodes 1025 amino acids. Gene Ontology annotation, biological process: ribosome biogenesis.
GACGUUCGGUUAAUGCGCUAGUAGCGGGCGUCGCGAUUUUCUGAGUUUGUUCAUUUUUAUAGCUGCUGAACCUUGUUAAAACAAAUAGAAAAUGAAGAAAAAUAAGCCACUAUUGCAUGAUCCUUUAAUAAUUAAUCGUGUUAAGCAGUAUUUAGAAGAAAACGUGGACAAAAAGUUUUUGGAUGUAAGUGUAAUGACAAGGCAGUUGAUGGAGCGUUAUCCCGAGUAUACACGUCGCAAGCAAGCCCCCUUUCGUGCGCUUGUUGAGCAAGCUUAUCGCAUUGUUUCGCACAGUUAUGGUUUGGAAAGUCAACCGUCAAGUGGAGAUGAUUCGGAUGGUUCGGAUUUGGAAGUUAUGGACGAUUCGGUGUCUAGUAAUCUGAUGAACAAUUUGAUGAAUAAUCUUUAUCAAAAACCAAAGACAAAUGCAUCGAAACAAACAACAACUAAACAAUCUGCUGGUGAAGCGAUUGAUAUCAGCAGUGAUGAUGAUAGCGCGGAUGAUACUUGUGCAAAUGGCAAAUCUUCAGAUGGUAUAGCUCAGAAUGCAACAAGUACAACAAAAUCAUUUUCCGGUGUUAUACUCACUAAAAGCAAUGUACCACAAGAGUCAUCGUCCAAGGGCUCAUCAAAUUCAGCCACGACUGAUUCCACAAGUGGCGUAUCUGUCACGCUUGGUGCACAGAAGCGUCACGAAUUUCCCGAAUCGACGGAGCAACAACAACAGCCACAUAAAAAGCAGAGGAACGAUAGAGCUACUCAACCGUUUGAUAGGCGAGACAAUGAGCAGCAGCAGCAACAUAUGCGUCAGCAACUGCAACAACAACAAAUGCAGCGUUCAAAUCGUUUAUCCGGUUAUCAACAAAGUAAUGAUGCCGCUUCUGGGGCAUUUCCAACAACAGCAUCAAGUCAAAUUAAUCAACUGCGUCAACGCAAGUUCAAGAAAGAAGUUGUUUUGCGCAAGUCUCGCGAAACUUUCCAAGAUAUCGGUGGUAUGGAAAAGACACUGAAAGAGCUUUGUGAACUUUUAAUGCAUAUAAAGUCACCGGAUAUUUAUUUCGUUUUGGGCUUAAUGCCACCACGUGGACUACUGUUACAUGGGCCACCUGGAUGUGGUAAAACCCUGCUGGCGCAUGCAAUUGCAGGUCAACUAAACUUGCCACUAAUCGAAGUUGCGGCCACUGAGUUGAUUGCCGGCGUCUCCGGUGAGUCGGAAGAACGUAUACGGGACGUAUUCGAGCAGGCGACCAUGUAUGCACCUAGCGUUUUGUUUAUAGAUGAAAUCGAUGCAAUCUCCUCGAACCGCUCGAUGGCGCAAAAAGAUAUGGAACGUCGCAUUGUUUCGCAAUUGAUUAGCAGCUUGGACAAUUUAAAGUUAACAGAAGACGGACAAAGCGUUUUGGUCAUUGGCGCAACCACCCGACCAGAUGUUUUGGAUCCGGCUUUACGCCGCGUUGGACGUUUCGACCAUGAGGUUGCUAUAGGCAUACCAACGCGCAAGGAUCGCAAAGACAUAUUGACAAUAAUUUGCUAUGGACUCUUGAUUGAUUCGAAUUGUGAUUUCGAUAAAAUAGCAGAGCUAACUCCGGGUUAUGUGGGUGCUGAUCUGUUGGCGCUUGUGUCGCGAGCUGCAACAAUUGCAGUCAAGCGGAAGUGCUCAGAAUGUAUACGCGCUUUCCAGUUGGAAUCACAACGCAACAUAACCAUAGUGGAUUUGGACGAUGAAGCUGAUGAAAGCACCGAUGCUAGUAACAAACCAGCUGAACAAGACAAAAAUGGUAAAGAUGAGGCAUCAAUUGACGCAAAUGCGAAAGCAGAUGACGAACAAAAAGCAGAAGAAGCACAAACUACCGCAGCCAGCAGCGUAGCAAAAGCGGAUUCAGAAAAUGAUGAGGAAAAAGCGGAAGGACAGACAAAUGGCGCCGAAACAGUAGAAGCAACGACUACGGAAAAGAAAGACGCUGAGGCAAUGGACGUGGAUGUAGAGGGUGAGGAUGCAGCCAAAGCCGAAUCAAGCAACAAUGCAACAAAUGUACAAAUUGCCGACAGUAGCGUAAAAUCAACGGAAGUAGUCGCCACCACCAUUGAUGACACUAAAACGGGCGAGUCCAGCAAGCCCUCGUCGAACACAACAGAUGCACCCAAUCUAUCGGAACCAUCACUGUUGGAGCUACUUAAUUGGCUCGACAAUCCGCCAACGGAUGUGACAUGCGCAUCGGAAUUCUGCAUCACCAUAGAAGAUUUCAUGGAGGCGGUUAAAGUCGUGCAGCCGUCUUCGAAGCGCGAAGGCUUCAUAACAGUACCAGAUGUGACGUGGGCCGAUGUCGGCUCAUUGCAAGAUAUACGCGAAGAAUUGCAAUUGGCCGUCUUGGCGCCGGUGAAAUUCCCGGAAAAAUUGAUCACACUCGGUUUGACUGCGCCGUCGGGCGUGCUGCUUUGUGGACCGCCGGGUUGCGGUAAAACCUUACUUGCCAAAGCCAUUGCCAAUGAGGCGGGCAUUAAUUUCAUAUCCGUGAAGGGACCGGAGCUAAUGAAUAUGUAUGUGGGCGAAAGUGAGCGUGCUGUGCGCGCUUGUUUCCAGCGUGCGCGUAACUCGGCACCCUGUGUCAUCUUCUUCGACGAAUUCGAUUCGCUGUGCCCGAAGCGUUCCGACACAAAUGAAGGCGGUUCCGGUACGCGAGUCGUCAACCAGUUGCUUACCGAAAUGGAUGGCGUCGAGGAUCGUAAAGGAGUGUACAUUUUGGCCGCCAGUAAUCGGCCGGACAUAAUAGAUCCGGCAAUACUGCGUCCCGGACGUUUGGAUACCAUACUUUAUGUAGGACUGCCGCAAAAGGAGGAGCGCGUCGCUAUUCUAGAGGCUACCACGAAGCAACGCACUAGACCCGAAUUGGCGGACGAUGUCGACUUCACAGCCGUCGCGGAGUGCACGGACGGCUAUACCGGCGCUGACUUGGCUGGUCUGGUGCGGCAAUCUGCCAUGUUGGCCUUGAAAGAGUCCAUACAUAAUCCGGACUCGACGGAUUUGCGCGUACGCAAGUCGCACUUUGAUCUCGCCCUAAAACUCAUACGACCUUCCGUUAGCGCGCAGGAUCGUAAAACAUACGAGAAAUUGCGUUUGAAAUAUGCCGCGCCAAGAAGCCCCACAACAACAGACGAUAAUGCUGAAUAAAAUAUGCUAGUUAUAAUUCUAAAAUAGUACGUUGCAAAUAACGUUGGAACGGUGAAAGUUGUAGCGCUACAUUUAAUCGUUUAUAUAUACACAAACAUAUGUUUUUAAUACAACAAACGAACCCAAUUACUUUGGCGUAUAACACAUUAAAACACCACCCUAUGUACAACAGUAUCUCAAGUCCCUUCAUUGUAAUUGUAAUUUUGAAAUUUUUACAUUCACUUUUUUAUUUUCACUAUUCAAUGGAUUUAUUUUCGUUAUAUUCUUCAAGCAUUGAACCAUCAAGUAUACUUUAUAAAUAAAAAGAAAUCUGCGCGUUUCGAAAUUGACAAUUUUUCAGUCUGCGCAAACGUGCAACAAUAUCGACAACAACAAAAUUAUGUAUUAUUUAUUCAAGCAAAUCAAAAAUGCGGACAUGUUUUUGAAGUUAUUUUCAGAAUUUUUCAUAUGAAAUAGUUCAGCGAGCACAAUUUAUAUCAAAUAAUAGCAAUUCCACUAAUCUUAAACAAAUAUAUAAGGCGUACAUAUAAAUUAGGGUGACCGUUAUAACGCAAGCUGAUUUGUUUUUGCUGAUGCCCGUUGUAGUUACAGUACACCAUGUCGUAUGAGCAACACAGAAUUUGCAAGACGCAAGAUGAAUGAAUCCGAAAGAUCUUACUUUCACUGCAUAUAACUUUUAAAGGCUUGAUUUUAUGAAAAAAAAAUUUACGAAUUUCGUUUAGAGCGCGAAAUUUUGUUUUAGAAUAUCAUUUUUUCAAAGUUGUGGGUUUAUUUGUUUUGGAGAUAAACAAUUUAUUGCAAAGAAACUAAAAACCCCAUAUUAAACAUAAGGAAAAAAUGUAUAUAGUUUUAUUUGAAAAGAAGAAAAAAUGUUAGCCGAAGUUAUAAUACCCUACACAGAUGCAUUUAUUAUAGCAUAAAAGUGUGUAAAAUGAUUUUUAACUUGAUUUUGAACGAUUAGUUUGUAUGGCGGCUAUAUGAUAUAGUGCUCCAAUCUGAACAAUUUUUCAGAGAUUAUAGCGAUACAUUG